This is a messenger RNA of Gorilla gorilla gorilla (western lowland gorilla), 8198 nucleotides long. It is a transcript of the gene CNR1, whose product is annotated as cannabinoid receptor 1. NCBI's taxonomy places the organism in Eukaryota, Metazoa, Chordata, Mammalia, Primates, Hominidae. Gene Ontology annotation, biological process: G protein-coupled receptor signaling pathway. Gene Ontology annotation, molecular function: cannabinoid receptor activity. The transcript is spliced from 3 exons. The record is from RefSeq and is a predicted model, not a curated record. Bases 2788 to 4206 code for a protein of 472 amino acids. Gene Ontology annotation, cellular component: membrane.
CCGGCGCGCCUCGGCCUCUGGGCUCCCGCUCCCCUUCCCCUUCCGGCUCAGCCCGCUGCCCCAGACGUGACCCCCGCGCAAGGUGUUGGCGAUGCGCGCUGCCCGGGAGCGUGUGAUUAAUGGCCCCGAGGUCGUGGGCGGCGCAGGCACCAGCCGCUUCUUGGCCUGGUCAGGGUGUGAGGGUAUCCGGGAGCACAGCGAGGUCAUGGCAGCGGGGGCCUCCGGGAGCGCGGCGGCGGAGGAGGAGGAGGAAGAGGAAGAGGAGAAGUAGGUGACGCGGGCCGAAGAGGCUUGUCCCCUCUGGCCCCAGGGCUGGCGCCGCGGCGGGUCCCCCGCCCCAAGCAAAGUUUGGAGCUACGGGCGCUGCGCGCAGGUCCCUCCCCGCGCAGUUCCCUCGGCGGGGUCUGUGCCGCCGCCGCUGCCAGGGCAGGACAAAGGCUCAUUAACACGUGAUGGGACCGCGCUUCAUAAAUGGGACUGGAGCGAGAGGGAGCCAGAGACAGCGCGAGCGGAGGGAGCGGCAGGGACUGCGCGAGCGGGACGAGGCGACGGGCGCCCGGGCUGGCGGAGACGGGCGGCCCCACGCCGGGCCAGGCGGGGCUCGCGGGAGGACCCAGUGAAGAGCCUGGGAAGGGGCGAGGCUCGCCGGCGGUCGGAGCAGCGGGGCGCCAGUCCCGGUCGCUGUCGCGGGCGGGCGCUGGAGACCGGGACGCCGGCGCUCGGACGGACUGACUUGCUGACCGCCCGCCGGAGGCACACCCCACUCCACCCCACCCCGCCUCGCCAGCAGCCCGGCGCCGGCGCCGCCUCCCGCACGCUACUCCCUCUGCCACCCCUUCCUUCUCCACUUCUUUUCCGCCUCCGCCUCUUCUUGUCUCCUGCGGCGCCAGCGCCUUCCCUUGGCCCGGGCGGGGGCCUCGGCUCCCCGCAGAGCUCUCCGUAGUCAGUGGGGGACAUUUCGUUCUAGCGGACAACCAGCCCCUGAGCUGGGCGAGAGGUGCCAAGGGAGCUUCUGUCCCGAGGACCAGGGGAUGCGAAGGGUAAGACCUGGCAGAGUUGCGUUUGGAAAUACUUUUUCCGCCUCCCGCUCCCUCGGGUACGACCAGUGUGGUCCCCAAGUGUCCUUCGUGGAGUUCUUAUUCCGUGUGAGCGAAUCGUGCGUCGGUGUUUACUUAGCUGUAUGGCCCCAGCCUGUUAACUGUGAUCUGUUCUACUUCUGGAGAUUUCUACCAUUUACUAUUUAUUGAAUGUGUGUGCACCUGGCUCUGUAUGCACUGAUGUCUGUUUGUAGAAAAUGGGUAAUUGUGCAUGUUUGAAAAACGGGCGCUUGAGUUGGUGCUGAAUGCCUAUAAACCAUAUUAGCAGCUAAGUCUUCCCAGGGAAACACUUCGAUCUCUGCUGCAAACCUAGAAACUGACUAAUGUAAAAUAGUAAAUGUCAUAUAAAGAGAUGUAUGUCAAAUAAUAAACUUUUGAUAAAAAGCUACAGGAACCACUUCUCUUUGAGGAAAAACAAAUGUCCAUGUAACUAACACCUAAAAUUGAAUGUUGAUGGAACCAUUUAACUCAGAACUAGCUGUUAGAUGACUAAAGUUAAUGUUGCAUUUUUAAAAGACAUUUCUUGUUAAGGCUUACAAAUCAUAAACGGAUCACCUCUCAAAUAAAAAUAUGUUUGCUGUAAUAGACGUGAGAAACUGUCAUUUGGUCAUUUGGAAGUUUAAAAGCAACAUGCAUGUUUCUGAUUUUAAUAGAUUGUCUCUCAGAUAUUUAAAAUUGAACAGAUAAAAAAACAAAUGUUUAGUAACGUAUUAAUCAUUUUGCCUCCCAUCUUUUUUUAUUUUCCUCCAAAUAAGUGCUAUUCUUGCCUUUGUUGUUGAUUUCCUGAUAUAGUAAGCCUCCUCGGGCAUGUAAUCCAAUAAGAGAUUAGAACAGAUUUACUGGUUUUAAAGGUGUUGAAAGAUAUCUCUGUGGGUCCCAUAACUUCUCCUCAUUUUUAUUACCAAGUUAAUAUCUUUUGAACAAUGGGGGAAAUGCAAUUUCUUAGAGGAAGCUUAGCGGACACUGAGUAUUAGUGGGGUCACCACUGACAUCAAUCUAUUUUGCAGAAUAUUGAGAAGCUCAGAGCAACCAACCUUUAAGGUUCCCAUAGGACUUUAUGUGAUUUAAAGUGUUGCUUUUCUAAUCCUACCUUACUGACAGUUUGCAAGGGAAGAUACACUAAUUGAUUUUUCUCUGUCCCUUUUUUCCCUGGUACUCCUCCCCCUCCCCCGCUCUCUAACUCAGUUAAGAGCAAUUUUAUAAAAAUAAAAGGCCAUUUAUAGUUUCUUAAGUGAGACAAAUUACUUUCAGAUUAUAUCCAUACAUGAGCAGAAGACAUGCACCUCCAGAAUUUUAAACAUUGCAUACUACAGGCACUUAUUUGUAGGCACAAUGGCAGUUACCAUAGUGGGGCAAGAGACUUGAUGUGGGACAUGGUUUUAAAAAACUAAUCCAUUUUAGCUUAUCAGGAGAACUUACUGUAAACCGACUCUUUUUGUUUCAAAGAUGUCUCCCACUCCAGGCGAGGAGCGCUUUUGGCUGAGGGCAAAGAGAUUGAAAGAGGGGAGUCACAUAAUCAGCAUACGUUUAUGAAGAUUACCCCCACAGCUGUGUGGCAAGUGAUCAAAAAGGAACAGGACCAGAGAAGGGCAGGAAAACUGGUCAGAAAGCAGGCGCCCUAACCCUGGAUUGCCCCCUGCGGGUCACUUUCUCAGUCAUUUUGAGCUCAGCCUAAUCAAAGACUGAGGUUAUGAAGUCGAUCCUAGAUGGCCUUGCAGAUACCACCUUCCGCACCAUCACCACUGACCUCCUGUACGUGGGCUCAAAUGACAUUCAGUACGAAGACAUCAAAGGUGACAUGGCAUCCAAAUUAGGGUACUUCCCACAGAAAUUCCCUUUAACUUCCUUUAGGGGAAGUCCCUUCCAAGAGAAGAUGACUGCAGGAGACAACCCCCAGCUAGUCCCAGCAGACCAGGUGAACAUUACAGAAUUUUACAACAAGUCUCUCUCGUCCUUCAAGGAGAAUGAGGAGAACAUCCAGUGUGGGGAGAACUUCAUGGACAUAGAGUGCUUCAUGGUCCUGAACCCCAGCCAGCAGCUGGCCAUUGCAGUCCUGUCCCUCACGCUGGGCACCUUCACGGUCCUGGAGAACCUCCUGGUGCUGUGCGUCAUCCUCCACUCCCGCAGCCUCCGCUGCAGGCCUUCCUACCACUUCAUCGGCAGCCUGGCGGUGGCAGACCUCCUGGGGAGUGUCAUUUUUGUCUACAGCUUCAUUGACUUCCACGUGUUCCACCGCAAAGAUAGCCGCAAUGUGUUUCUGUUCAAACUGGGUGGGGUCACGGCCUCCUUCACUGCCUCCGUGGGCAGCCUCUUCCUCACGGCCAUCGACAGGUACAUAUCCAUUCACAGGCCCCUGGCUUAUAAGAGGAUUGUCACCAGGCCCAAGGCUGUGGUGGCGUUUUGCCUGAUGUGGACCAUAGCCAUUGUGAUCGCUGUGCUGCCUCUCCUGGGCUGGAACUGCGAGAAACUGCAAUCCGUUUGCUCAGACAUUUUCCCACACAUUGAUGAAACCUACCUGAUGUUCUGGAUCGGGGUCACCAGCAUACUGCUUCUGUUCAUCGUGUAUGCGUACAUGUACAUUCUCUGGAAGGCUCACAGCCACGCCGUCCGCAUGAUUCAGCGUGGCACCCAGAAGAGCAUCAUCAUCCACACGUCUGAGGAUGGGAAGGUACAGGUGACCCGGCCAGACCAAGCCCGCAUGGACAUUAGGUUAGCCAAGACCCUGGUCCUGAUCCUGGUGGUGUUGAUCAUCUGCUGGGGCCCUCUGCUUGCAAUCAUGGUGUAUGAUGUCUUUGGGAAGAUGAACAAGCUCAUUAAGACGGUGUUUGCAUUCUGCAGUAUGCUCUGCCUGCUGAACUCCACCGUGAACCCCAUCAUCUAUGCUCUGAGGAGUAAGGACCUGCGACACGCUUUCCGGAGCAUGUUUCCCUCUUGUGAAGGCACCGCGCAGCCUCUGGAUAACAGCAUGGGGGACUCGGACUGCCUGCACAAACACGCAAACAACGCAGCCAGUGUUCACAGGGCCGCAGAAAGCUGCAUCAAGAGCACGGUCAAGAUUGCCAAGGUAACCAUGUCUGUGUCCACAGACACGUCUGCCGAGGCUCUGUGAGCCUGAUGCCUCCCUGGCAGCACAGGAAAAGAAUUUUUUUUUUUUAAGCUCAAAAUCUAGAAGAGUCUGUUGUCUCCUCGGUUAUAUUUUUUUAAGUUUACCAUGCUCAAUGAAAAGGUGAUUGUCACCAUGAUCACUUAUCAGUUUGCUAAUGUUUCCAUAGUUUAGGUACUCAAACUCCAUUCUCCAGGGGUUUACAGUGAAGAAAGCCUGUUGCUUAAGUGACUGAACGAUCCUUCAAAGUCUCAAUGAAAUAGGAGGGAAACCUUUGGCUACACAAUUGGAAGUCUAAGAACCCAUGGAAAAAUGCCAUCAAAUGAAUAAUGCCUUUGUAACCACAGCUUUCACUAUAAUGUGAAAUGUAACUGUCCGUAGUAUCAGAGAUGUCCAUUUUUACAAGUUAUAGUACUAGAGAUAUUUUGUAAAAUGUAUUAUGUCCUGUGAGAUGUGUAUCAGUGUUUAUGUGCUAUUAAUAUUUGUUUAGUUCAGCAAAACUGAAAGGUAGACUUUUAUGAGAACAAUGGACAAGCAGUGGAUACGUGUCAACGAGUGCACUUUUUUUCUAUAUUAUUGCCCAUGAUAUAACUUUAGAAAUAAACCUUAAUAUUUCUUCAAAUAUCUCUAUUUAAUUUUGACACUGAAAUAACCGUAAAGGUUUAUUUUUCUGUUACCUCAACAAGAAGAAUUUGAAGCCUUCAAAAUAUUGAGCAGAAUUCGUUCAUACUUAAAAAUUUAUCAGCCCUGCAUUUUCAUAGGAAGACACAUUAUCUUCUGGACUAUAGCUGUUCUAAUGGAUUAUAAUCAGAAUGGAAGAGAGAAAGCAUAUUGACUUUUUUUGAGCGACAUCUCUGACUUUCUUUAGUCUUUAGCUAUUACUGGAUCUCUUAAGACAGCAUGUGUUAAUCUUAAUGUAUAUCGUUAUCACUGUGCAGUUGCUGUUUACUUGAAUAGUAUUGUGUUCCUAUAUUCCAGGUUUAAGUAGUUUUCAUGCCUGGGUGGCCAAACAACAGUCUUCAUUUUUUUUAAUUGAAAAGAAGUAGUGUCUGGAUCAGUAAAAUUAUACUGUGUGUGAGUGUGAAUAUAAAUGUGUGUAUGUGUGUUUCUGUCCUGUAACUUACAGUAAUGUCAUAAAGUGAGAAAACUGUGACCAAGUAUAAACUUUUACCACUUGCUGCACUCUUGCACAUGGAUUCAGUUUCUAAAAUUGAGUUCUUCCUGUAAUCUUGUUGAUAAAAAUACUGACUCCAACCAUUCAAAAAUUUCACCCUAUCCCUCCUUAAGAGAUUGGAUCAAGUAUUACUAAAUUGACCUUUAGGUAUUACAUAAGACCAGUGUUUAGCAAAAAAUAAUGACAGACAUCCAAGGGAUGUAUUUGUAGUGUUAUUGCCGGGAAAGGAGAGAACUUUGGUUUCUGAGCACCGAAUAUUGAGCAAGAUGUCAGUCACUAAAAGGAAGACAGUUCUACAGAAAAACAAAUGGUAACAUUUUUCAAUAGCAUGUGUAGGUAGUAUGCACUAUAUACAUCACGUUAAAGUAGGACUAUCACACCCAGCCCAUGUGGCUAAAAAAGCUGAAUCAGACAGUGGAUGAGACACAAAACGGCAGUGAAGAACCGACACACUUGGCAUUGAUGUCUAGCUAUGUGGUAUCUGUGCUUUGCCCACAUGCCCUUGGUGACAGCUGAGCACCCAGCUCUGUCUUGGUAGGUUUGGGCUAAGGAACAAACCUCUCCUUUGCUCGUGGUUAGCAAGAUACACUCAAGCAUGAAGAUAAACACAGCUGCUUUCCUCUUACACCCCGGUCUCAUGCUCCUUAAUGGCGCCAUGGGUGCUUGUUGGGCCUUUUUCCAGUAAGGAAUGAUAUUGCUGAAGAAUCUACUUAACCCUGACAAAUUUUAAUUAUAAUCUCUUCUUACACAGAUAAAACAUGACUCCUACAAGGCCCCAAGGUCUACAUAGUCUGAAGUGAAGUAGAGAGCUGGCAUCUAUCUGGUGAUUUCUAGCUCUCGAGAUACCCAAGCAGCCUGAUGGGGCAAUUCCCCUUCUUACAGUUCACGCUGUAAGGCAGGAUGUGGCUUGUGAGAUACUUUGCAUUGUCUGUCUGCACACCUUGAAUCUGCCUGCUGGCUCCCUUACUUUACCUCUCUGUCAUGUGCAGAUGAAGGCUCAGGGUACUAGAGGAUUAGUAAGAUCUCUUUUUAAAGACAGGAGAGAUUAUUUACAAGAAGAACUCACCAGGGUUUAGUUUGCAUUUAAGAAUUGCCAGUCUUUUGUCCUGCAUCAUCUUGAAUAUUAAUCCACAUGUUUCAGAGCUCACCAGGCAGUACCAAUGCUCUUUUCACAGCUAUGAAGAGCUAGAGAAAUUCUUGUUAUGGUAGAAAAAUUUCACGAUUCAUUUUUGAAACUGCAUUUGUGCAUAUGCAGUGUAGAUUUUAUAGUGUGUUGUGCUUUCAAGAUCUAAAUCAUAUAUAAUAAAUUAAGGGACAAUGGGGCUGACAGCACUAAACUUGGUGCUUAUUGAUAUUCUAAGAAAUAUCUGUGAAAUAUCAUCACAUAUGUUAUACAACCUUCAUUUGAAAAGGUUUAAAACUAGUUAGAUUCACUUUGACACUUUUCAUAUCAUUUCUUAACCCAAGUGACGAAAACAUUGUCCCCAAUGAAUAUACUCAUUAGAAUUACCAUUUGUUAAUAUCACUCAUUAAUUAACCCCAUAAUUAGAUCCAUUAAUUUAAAUGAUUUAAAUUUAAGUAAGUUUUAUAAGGUCUGACAUCAGAGGUAUCUUAUUUUCCUCUGAGGAUGAUGUACUUGCCCUGACCAUGCAUUUUAACAUCACACAUGUCUUCAGAAAGGGCCAAAUUCCCAACCUGCUCAUUUUUUUUUUAUCAGAGUCAUGAUGAAUCAGUCCUAGAAUGUUUCAUUUGCCCAAGUAGGGCUGCCUCCAAGAGGAACCUCUGAUUUAUUUUGUAUGAAAUAUAUGUGAAAGGAUAUGAAUCUGAGAGAUGCUGUAGACAUCUGUCCUACACUUGAGAUGAUUUCCAAGCCUCUCUGGCACUUUGAGUUAAGUCUAUCUGGUAUUAAAUGCCAAGGACCUUUUGCUGCCUAAAUCCACUCUGCAGGAAAUAGGCCCAACCACCAGAUGAGAAUUAGGCCCUGGAUGAGUAGCGCUGUAGUUACUGUCCUGUUGAUUAAUUUCUGCCAUUUCUUGUCCAUAAAAGAGACCACCCAUAUCAUGCACACAAUUAGAUUUCUCACACUCUAACUGUAUAUUUGUAUGAUAUUUUAAAAUCUCCUAAAUGCUGGGCAAUGGCUAUUAACAAUUAAUUGUCUUGCACUGGCCUUCUGAUGAAAUGUUAACAAUGCCUAUUGUAAUAUAGAAAAAAACAUUCUAUCUACUGAUUUGGGCUGAAUGUAUGUAAAUAGGUUUCUAAAAAGUCAGAUGUUUGAGCAGUGGCCUACAAAUCAGUAAUUUUCGGAUGGGAGAGUUUCUUUACAUUGCCGUGGCAUCUUAAAAGCUAUCUUCAUGUAAAUUGACUGUACUAGGCCUACUGGGGAUCAGAGUUCCCAAGAAAGGAAACCUUUUCUUGUAUCUGGAUUCAAAUUUAUUUCCAAUGUUUCAAGCGGGAAACACGACUCUUUAUUGUCUGUAAAUCUAACAUUAUUACUUUUCCUCUUAGAAGAAUAUUGUAUUGUUAGAUGUUUGUUGAGCUGGUAACAUCGUUGCAACCACUGCAAUAUCUUCGUUAGUAAUCUGUAUAAUACUUUGUAUACAAGUACUGGUAAGAUUGUUAUUAAAUGUAGCUUCAGUCAUUAAAUUACUAUAGCAAAGUAGUACUUCUUCUGUAAUAUUUACAAUGUAUUAAGCCCACAGUAUAUUUUAUUUCAAUGAUGUAAUUAAACUGUUACUUAUUCAAAGAGAAAACAUCUCAUCAUGUCUAUUGUCCAAAGUUACCUGGAAUCAAAUAAAAAUUCUAGAUUACCAUGAAGAACAUAAAA